Seminavis robusta is the source of this 932-nucleotide messenger RNA. The record is from the annotation of a GenBank genome assembly. Lineage: Eukaryota; Bacillariophyta; Bacillariophyceae; Naviculales; Naviculaceae.
UACUGGACGGCUUCGCAUUAUUGUGGACCACAAAGAGGCCAGGACACCACCAUCACCUCGACUCAACUCAACUACUACAGUGGUACUUCUAUAGCAAUUGGAAACCAUGACGACCACCAACGACGACGAACCGAAGCUCAUCGAGACAGAGACCAAAAAGUUUUGGGGAAUCAUUGGCAAGGGUCCCUUUGAUGGCUGUGGUGCUGCCUUUAAAAAGCUUGGGGAACUCCAAAAGAAGGUCUUUGCGGAUGACAAUAGGGACCUGAAGAUUCGCACGGCCAUGUUGGUGCUCUGUGAUGUCCCCAAUACCAAAAACAAGGAAGAUUUGGUGUGGGCGGCCGCCAUGCUCAUUCCCGACUCUGUGGAAUCCAAGGUGCCCGAGGGGUUGGAAGAAAUCGUGGUAGAGGGACGUCGCUGUGCGACUUCCGUGCAUCGUGGUGGAUACGAAGGAUUGCCCAAAUCGUGGGGGCAGCUGUGCAUGAAAUGGAUUCCAUCCCAAAAGUUGCGCCCCUGCAAGGGUUCCCGGGAAUGCCCUCAUUAUGAAGUUUACUUGAAUGAUUGUUCCAAUGGAACGAAAAAGGAUGACCUGGAGACCCAGCUCUUUGCUCCCGUAGAGCCGGCGGAGGAAAAUGAAGAAAAAACCAAAGCCGACGCGGGAGACUGCUGCAGCAGCAAGAAGCAUGCUCUGGAGGAGGAUGACAAAAAGAAGCAAGAGGAACCCGAGGCCAAAAAGGCAAAGGAAUGAAAAGUAGGGAGCCAGGGCAGGCGGACAAUCCGUAGGACGGUGAGGGAACCCAAACAAUACCACAAAACCAUAGAGGGAAAAAGACAGAAACUGCAACAUCACAUCGAAAUUUUUUUAUAAAAGGGCCCUCAUAUCACACUCAUUAGUUAUCGUACCGAAAUCUAACGUUGCAGACAAUAAUUUUUGG